AUGGGCUUGAAAGAGCAAUUAGACAAAUCCAUGGGGGAUAAGCCCACUGAUGGCAGAGGUGCGUUGGCCUGGCUGAUGCUUCCAGAGGUGUCCAGGCAGCAGGUUCCCGCAGCCCAAGGGUUUGCUCCAUUCACGGCCGCCCUGCGGAGCUGUUGCUGGCUGCAGCUGGGCCAGGAGCCCCACAUGCUUUCGGACGAACCAAAAUCGGGUGGGAUCUGCUGGCUGCAGCAGGGGAAGGAGGCCAAGUGCACCAUGAUCCUGAAGACGGGUGUGACGUGGGAGGAAUGCUGUGCCAACGGCAACGUGGACGUGGCUUGGUCUAAUUAUACCUACCCAGGCAACAAGAUCAGCCUGUUGGGCUUUCUGGGGCUGGUGACCUGCCACCCCUGCAAAGAGAGCUGCGAGGGGGUGGUGUGUGGCCCCGACAAGGUCUGCAAGAUGAAGCACGGGCGCCCCCAAUGUGCCUGUGCCCCCGACUGCUCCAGCCUGCCCCGAAAGCUGCAGGUCUGUGGCUCCGACGGCUACACCUACCGAGACGAGUGCGACCUGCUGACGGCCAAGUGCAGAGACCACCCCGACCUCGAAGUGAUGUACCAGGGCAAAUGCAAAAAGUCCUGCUCCAGCGUGGUGUGCCCCGGCACCCACACCUGCGUGGUGGACCAGACAGGCAGCGCCCACUGUGUGAUGUGCCGGACGGCUCCCUGCCCCGAGCCCACCAGCCUGGACCACGCCCUCUGUGGCAACAACAACGUCACCUACCCCUCGGCGUGCCACCUCCGGCGGGCCACCUGCCACCGCGGCCGCUCCAUCGGCGUGCGCCACUACGGGAGCUGCUCGGCUGCGGCCAAAUUCUCCCCGGAGACGGACAACGCCGAAGAGAACUACGUGUGAAUCCUCCCUCGCUGCAAGGCCGGACCCAGGAGACAGGGGCAUUAUGUGUAUAUUGUACAAACCGUAUACCUGAUAUUUAUUAAGAUAAAAAGAUCCUUAUUUAUACCUGUGUAUGUUAUGCAGUCGCAGGGGACCCGAUUCUCAGUCCUGCCGGCUGGGGAGCAGGGGAGGGGGCUCCCAGCCCGAUGGCCGGAGCGAUGCUGAGCCACCCCAGGGAUGCUCCGGUGCCUGGCAGAGCUCUCUGCCGGCCAGCGCCUGCUCCCGGCGCUCGUACAGCCCUUCCUCGUGGCUGGCGUGGUGCUGAGGGUCCCGCGUGUUGCGCCCCCCCCCCCCCCCCCACGUGUCCUUGGCCUGCAGCCCUGGGCCUAUUUAUUUUUGGAUUGAAUUCUUGGUACUCUGCUGACGUUUCUGGCCGGGACCUCGAGGUCUAGAGGGAAUCUGCGCUUUCGCCUUCCCCGGAGGGGCUCAGCCCCAGCUGCCAGUGGCAGGAAAGGCAGCACGGUGCUGCA
Molecule: messenger RNA, 1400 nt
Organism: Aptenodytes forsteri (emperor penguin)
Lineage: Eukaryota; Metazoa; Chordata; Aves; Sphenisciformes; Spheniscidae
Gene: FSTL3
Product: follistatin like 3
Exons: 5
Coding region: 1-891 (296 amino acids)
Biological process (GO): multicellular organism development; cell differentiation; regulation of BMP signaling pathway
Molecular function (GO): activin binding; protein binding
Source: RefSeq, a predicted model, not a curated record